This is a messenger RNA of Branchiostoma belcheri (Belcher's lancelet), 1413 nucleotides long. RefSeq names its product transmembrane protein 26-like. The record is from RefSeq and is a predicted model, not a curated record. The transcript has 3 exons. Lineage: Eukaryota; Metazoa; Chordata; Leptocardii; Amphioxiformes; Branchiostomatidae. Bases 373 to 1413 code for a protein of 346 amino acids.
UACUUCACGCUACAACUCAGGUGUAAAAGUAAACAUCUCAGACUCAGGUGAGGGGUUAGCCCUUCAUAAAACUGUUGAACGCACCAUUUUUCGUCUCUCCUUACCGUCAACCCUAGACAUCUUUGGCUCCAGGUAGUUGUACUGGGCCGGCUACUCUCUCUUCGCAGCCAAGGGCUGAAUUGUGAGGAGCUUACAAGUACUUUAUAUAGCGGCUGCCAUUCGACGUCGCUAACUCGCUGACCUCAAUACGACCCCAGGUGCGGCUAUAGGACUGCAAGGUUUGAACCACUCACACCGGGAAGGUCCCCUACCGAAAGAAGUCUUCAUAUCACUUACAAGGAACCAAGUCUUCGGUCUUCGAAAACGUACAGGAUGGCCAAGAAGUCGACGUGUAUCUCGCAGUUUUGCACCGUCCUGAAGUGUCUGGUGACCAGAAUCUUGUUCGUGGCGCACGGGCUGGUGUGCAUCUGGCGGGCGACCGUGGGCUUCCCCGGGAACAACAUGCUGUGGUUCCUCAUGGUGCCCGUCGUGCUUCUGUUCGUGGAGACCAUGGUCACACUGGUGUACAACAAGGGCAAGGAGUGGGGAUGGUUCUGCCCCAGCGUGUUCCUGUACCUGUUCUGCACGGUGCCGUCUAUCUGGUUCAUGGAGUUCUCGGAACAGGACCGGCGGCUGGCCUCCAUCGCCUCCGCACGCCAGGCCUGCCUCAACGCCACGGCUAACUCCACUCUGGACGACGACGAGGUGGUGGUGUCGCUGCAGUCCAUUGGACUGGACUUAACGCUGACCAUAGACAGUGGCACCUGGGUGUUAGGCCUGGAACAGGCGCUAGUUUUCCUGCUGAUUCUCGGACGCUGGCUGCUGCCUACUAACCUGAAGGACGACCAGCUCUCCCAGCUUCUCCUCUCCUACAUCGGCAUGGCCGCAGACAUCCUGGAGCUUCUGGAAGUCUUCGAGGAGCCCAAAGUUCUCAGGAAUCAGGUCCUGACCUUCGUGGUGCUGAUGAUCUUCUCCCUGAGUCUGCUGCAGUUUACCGUCGUGUUCACGGCAAUCCCUGACCGCAUGCCGACCUGCUCGGUCACCUGCCCGCCUGGUAAGGACUGCCGCGGCCUGCACUGCUGCAACCCGGAAAUCUUCAACAUCUACACCACCAUCAUCCUACAGGACGGGGCGUUCUUCGCCAUCCGGGUGUACCUGUUCUUCGUCGAGAGGGUCUUUAGUCAGGGAUUGUUGUUCUUCGCUGGAAAGAACAUGCUGGUUAUCCUGCUGGACAUCUAUCGUAUAAAAGCCUUGUUCUCCCGUGACGACGAAGAUGAGGAAAAGGAAGAGAACGAGUUACAGGACAGGGCAACAACAGAAGCUGUCACUGUUGGUGGGGUGGAUAACCAGGGGUAUAACAAAGACCCAGCAUGA